AUGAAACCUCAACAAAAAGUGGAUAAAACUUUCGAGGAACUAGUCGAGGAAUCAAUUCGUCUCCCGGAAUUAAACGCUUCUAGUUGCCUUCCCAUGACAAUGACUGAAAUACUUCGCAGCUCUAAAAAGGAAAAGGACGUCACCACGAAACUGCCUAAAAUACAUAGUGGGCAAGUUCAGUUAGUCACUAUGGGCGACGGAUUUUCAAGUGAGAGAAAAAGAAGACGCGGAAAAAAAGUCAAGGCACACCGUCGCCCCGAGACACCGUCGCCUCGUGCCGUUCCAGAGAUUAACUCUAAAAGCGUGCGCGUGGCAUGUUCAAAGCAGGCUGCUAAUUCAGCCACAGAGGAAACGAAUACGGUUAAAACACAUUGGAAAAAAAAGCUUCAUAAACGACAAAGUAAAAGACAUUUAACCGAUGAGGGCGACCCUUUGAAUGUAUCAAUAACAAUUUCAGGGUACCAACAUUACAAAGAAUACAGGACAUAGAGCAGAGGUUUUGUGAAAAAUAAACAACUUUGACUCGACUUCUGAAACAUGGUCGAGAGGUGACGGCGGAUUAGUGUAGUUUAGCAAACUCGGCACUGUCGACUUCGUAGAAGGGUGCUUUUUCCCACUGCUGCAAAAACCUGACAAUGCGAAGAGGAGGUAAUAAUAUUUUAAAUCAGUAAAAAGACAGGAUACCAUAAUAACGAUAGAAACAAGAUGCAAAAACGACCGAUUGUCACUUUAAAGCUGAGUUGGUUAGAGACCUUAAGCUGAGCCGUUCGGCGUCUGAGUCCCCAGUAAUCGAUUGACAACAUUAACUGAAGACUCUGUAACUAUGCUACAAGGUGCGAUCUAAACAACAUUCAGUCAUAUUUCACAUCGUUCGAUGGACAUAUUUUGUUAUAUAUACAAGGAUUGCAUAUAUGUAAUCAAAAAUUGACCUUAAGUAAAGUUAUCCGAAAUUGUUUGGGGUUUUGGCUUAAAAGGUACUGACCACUGUACCUGCAUGGCGUUCGUAUACUCAGUUAAGAUUUCAGCUCACUCUCAGAGUUCUUUGAGGAAAGAAACACCCCACACACACCCAACAACUCCGAAGCACAUGACAAGACUUAGGUUACACGUCACGUUACGCUUUAAAUAAUCGUUCACAUUAUUUUCUUGUACAUAUCUCAUGCGGGUUGAACUGCGCGCUCACUAAUGAAAAUUUCCAGUUAAAUGCUCGUACCGUCGCUCAGACACUACAAAAUGAGAGUUUUAGACAGAAGAAAUGUAAAAUAAUUAGGCUCGUGAACGCUAACCAAAACUACUCAAAUGAGUGAGUUCAAAGACGUAAUGAAGUCUAAUAUUGCGUCACUGCUUACAUUUUUAUCGUAAUAAACUAGUAGCUGGGUUUAACGGACUUCGCUUUAUUAUUUUGCGAAUAUUAAAGAAACGCUAGAGGUGAAGUUUAAACUUUAAUCUCAGUUCCCAAUAAUUCGCUAACAACAAUUUAAGUGCUCUAAAAUUCACAGCGUGCUCCGAUAACAAACAAAUAUUUGUUCCGCAGAAGGCUUAGUAGCAUCACGCAAUCGGAAAACAGGCUUAAUCAACGUUAAAAUGAAAGUACCUAAUAAUUUUGUUAACGCUGUUCAUUGGACGAAACUGAACGAAUUGAGCGCGGCAAGCUUUCCUCAUAAGGCGAAAUAAAGACAAUAGCUGAUCAGUAUUUUACAAAGUUUACAUAUCUACCAAAUGACAGAGAAAUAAGAUUUUUGGUAUCGCGAUUAUGCGAUUUACAGAAAAACCUUUAGGGAAUACUAUUUGCCCAAAUUACAAGAUAAAACUUAUGUCAUGCUAACGCACAACUUUGGAUAUACAAUAAAGGAACCUAAAUGUCUAACGGCCUAAGUAGCACAUAUGCCUCUAAAACAGAGGAUAAUAUUGAACAAAACGUAUUAAAUGGCCCCAGGUAACACAGCGAAGAACAGUAAAAACCAACAACAACAACAAAUUUUAUUGAAAUUCAACAUUAGAACUAAUGAAAUAAUUUUCCCACCCGCUAAUAGCCUAGGGACUAAUCGAGGCGGGGGAGGAAAGACUUACAUGUACUGAACGGUGACAAAAGGUUCUAGUAGAUGGACUAAACAACAACAAGGACACUACAGGACAAUAAAUAGAGUAAACUAACAUAAAACAAAGUAAGUAAAUAACACUUACGAAGAGAGACUAAAAUCAUGUGCGUAUAUAACAACUCUUUAUAAGUCGCAAUUGACUCAGGCAUAAUAUGCAACAGGUAGAACAAAAGAUGACACAUAUAAACGAACACCAAGAAAACCAAUAAAACAUUCGAUUUAUGACAGAAAAAAGGAGAACUUUAAGGAGCACAUUCACGCACACGUUCGUCCAUCUUGGUCAGCUCACGUGACUCCUUCCAGUGAAUACUUAGAAAAAAUGAGGCCGCGAAUUGAGCUCUAACAACAUCAUAAGAGGCCAUUAUGAGUUCCGCAAAAACUCUCACUUUCAAAACAAAGCUAAGAGCAAAACCAUUCUUGUGAAAACGAGUUUUAUUUGCAUCAGAAUAAGAAUUCGUUUUCAAAUCAAAGGGUUCCGCAUUUAGCCUCGCGGAAAUGGUCUAUUUAUUGUUAUUCAUUUGCUUUAUUUAAAUACAGUGAAAACCCACGAGUAAGAACCUAAGAACCUAAGAACCUAAGAACUUAAGAACCUAAGAUUUAAGAACCUGUUAGGCUAAAAUUUAUAAAUUUAGACCCCCCUCUAUAUAAGAACCUCUUUAGCCUAAAAUUUGGGGAAAGGUUCGUAUUUUCAAAAAUCAUUUACUAAUUGCAAAAGGCAAGUUAGUACAUAUAUAAAUGUUGUUUGAUUGAGGUCAUUGAGAAAAUGUUUAUAAUAUUGUGUUUUACAGCUCAAUCACGUAUAUAAAGUUCUUUUGACUCAAGAAAUUAAAAUUCAUGUGAGAAGAGAUCUCUAUUAUGGUCAUAUUAAAAUAUAAGCAAUCAUUAGGUAUGCAAAUUUAAGGGCGCUGAUCACUAAAAUCUUCUUAGCAACGACAAAAUUUUUUUGCAAGAAAUUAAGAACCUAUUAAGAACCUUGAUAGCCUAAAUUUAUGUUAACCACCAUUUAUGAAAGAACCUGUUUAGGCUAACCCUGGAAAAUGUAGGUUCUUACUCGUGGGUUUUACUGUAUGUACUUUGUUGGUAAACGGGUAAUUGACACAAGAAGAGAAUUAAUAAUCGGUUUAGGACCAUUCGUAGCCAGUGGUAAAUUUCUUUACAAUGUUUGCAUGAAAGAAUGCGAUCGAUAAAUGCAGGUUGUUGCCUCAGCUAUGGUUCUGAAUACUUGCUAAAACAAAAUUAGGGCAUUGGAGGCUUGCGGAUUGAAGUUUUUCAGAAUAUUUCCCUACUUCAUAAGAAGAGUGUGGGUUUAUUUAGAGGAUGUAUAACAAGAGGUCCAGAUUGUAUUGAAUAUGCAGAAUCAGGAGCUCAUCUUCAUUGUGUGAUCAAUUCUCUAUAUAAGGUCUUGCAUGCAUGGGCACGGCAAUUCACAUAGAACCACCAUUCGCACCAAAAAAUCUGCAGUCAGUCAGCGAGUAGGCGGCUCUUUACAUGGAGAGAGGAAGAUCCUUCGACCAGGAAGAUCCUAAAAGGCGGAUCAUCCUAGCGCCAUAAUGUUUUCUGUAUUCGGUUUACAUGCAAAGGGUUGUACUUGUCCCUAGCGCUAGGAUCUUCUUACCUGCGAGAUAGGAAGAUCCUAGUAUUAGGAAGAUCCCAGCACCAUGUUAACUGCUUUCACUGGGAAGAUCCUAGAACUAGGGACAAACCGCGCAAAAAUGGGGGCGGGUCGUAAUGUUAACCACAUGGACCAAAAUUUCUGCACGUAAACCAAGCGAAUAGUUGUUCCGCCUUCUAGCAUCUUCCUCCAUCUAAACAGCCCCUAGGAUUUCCAGCAAUAGCGACGGACGAAAUCACAGAAGCUUCAAGCGAAAAAGGUUUAACUGCUUAACCCUUUAAGCCCCGAAAUCCACAUACAAAUUCUCCAAACUGACCUCCAUACAUUUCCUUACAGAAUUAGUUGAGAGAAUUCGAUAAGAGAUCAAAGCAUUUUUCCUCAUCACCUUUUCUUUUGCUAAUGUAUUGACAUGGUGAGGAGAAAACUGAUGUUGGUCAGUCUCGGGGCUUUAAGGGUUAUAGGACCUUGGAAGUCAUAUUUCCAAUUUGAUGCUGGCUUUUUCCUAAACAGCCCAUAAAAUGACCGAAAGUCUAGCGUAUGACACGUGACCCCAAGGGUCUGACAGAUGCGCUGUCAUGGUACGAGUGCAGCUUAUAAUUAGAGGCGCGCGUUGGUCUCGCGCGAUUCGUGUUAGACUGCGGUGUCUCCCAUUUCGUGCAAAUGACAAACUGCUAAAUAGCUGGGAGUAAAGGCUCGAGUGUUUACCACUUCCUUCAAUUCCCUCUACGGAGAGGUUCCGGGUGUGACAAAAGUACAGUCAAAAUACAUUGAGAGUACUACAAAAUAAAGAGAAAUAUUAACAGGGAAAUAGGAUUAACAUUAUUAUGAAAGACUGCAGACGUAGCUGCAGACAAUUUGCUAAGAAGAAUUAACUCAGCGAAACAGUCAGAUCAUCCCUUUGUAAAAUAACUCUACAAAUGUCGCAUGUUUUGCAUAAAAGCUCAUUUCCGUUAACGUAAUUUGCGGCCGCUAAGCGCUGCCAAAGUCUCUAAUAGGCCAGAAGUUAGAUCUCUUUCCGGUCACGGAUUCCAAAUAUGUUGAUAUAACAUGAUAAUUUACCGUGCGGUUGCUCGAUCCUUUGAAAAAUUUGCAAGGCUUACUUAUUUUCUCUGGUUUGUAUAAAUUUCUUAGGGUAUAAUGUGGUGAUCGGGGAGACCACAGACAACGUUUUAAGACUAAGAGUAACUUGUGUUACUUACGGGAUUUUACGAAUUAUUCCGGCGAGCGUUCAUCAAAUUUUGCGGCGGGGCCAAAAAACAAUCGAAAACAGGACAUGAAUCAGUUCGUCGGUGCAAGGACAAGACGCCCGAUAAUCGUUAAACAAUCCAGUUGUUUAUUUAAAAUCUUAAAUCAAGUUGCAUUGUACACAGAUGGAGCUUUAUUCUGAUAGUUUAUAACCUGUCUAUUUUUAAUGGAACAGCAUUAAAAAAAGAAUAUUUAUCUACUAUAUAUGUUACACAAACAAAAAAAAACGUUAUCCGGCUAAAGAAUUCUUUCAGUCAUCCAGAUUCCCAAAUUCUAAAUUAUAGAAAAUGGAAAUUUGUUCAGUUCUUUUCGCUGCAAAUUUAAAACAGCGUUUUAUCUGAUGAAUCGAUACACGAAUCAACUAUACAACAGCACAGGGUUUUCUAAAACCAUAAGACCGUCACAGACAAGUUACUCCUACCAUUUCGAGGCAAUUUAGAGUUAGAGGGACCUAACUUCUUUGUGCUGUCGCCUUUUAAACCCGCGGGUAAUCCCUAUAAGGAUUUAUACGGGAGGCUCCGCCCGAAAUGGGGACACUUUUAGGCUUCAGGUACAUGAAAAGGGAGGAAUGUUACUAGUUCUGAAGUAUAUGGAAGGGAAAAAAAUUCUGUCAUACCGGUUUGUGAAAAGGCCCGAAGGACUAUCAGAAACUUUUUAUGGCUGUGAAAAAGUCGCGAAAUCGUUCUGGUUUUAUUAUUUAUUCACAUUUCAAAGAAAGUGAAUUUAUAGAAGUUAAAGAAUGGAAAGUUCUAAUCUUGGAAUGUGAAAGGUGCCAUGUUUCAUUAGAUGGUAUACUGUGGUACACGAAAUACCUUCUCGUUCAAAAAUAGUGUUAACAAGGGUAAAGGAGUUGGACCUCGGGGCGCGGAGCCUACCCGUAUAAAAUUUUGUUGAGUACCUACCAACCCCCAACCAAAUAUGCCGCAGAAUGUAGGAUCUAAAGAAGACCUGAUUACCAAAAAUAUACCAAACAGGACGAAACAUUCAACCAUCCAUUGACAACAACAACAACAGGUCAGAUUGUUGUUACACGUUAUCUCGCAAAUAAUUUUAAGUAAUGGUGUCCAGCAGCAAAAGGUCAUAUUCACCAAAACAAUAGACUGUCCUUCUGAAACAAUACUCAAUACCAAGCUUCAGGGUCGUCUUAGUUUGGCAAUUGCAGAGGGGGGGGCACUCAAGGCAAACUUGGGUGGAGGUGUGUCGUCGACGCCUUCAAUCCUGACCCUUUUUAAGACAAAAAGUCGUUCGUUUCUUUAUCCUGAUUAAGAUACGAUACCUUAUUUCAAGAUCCUGAAUUCUUUUAACACUCAUGCGAGUAAGUUUUUGAAAUUAACUGCUGGAAUUAAACUGUUUUUCCGCCACAGGGAAUUCGGAUUCCGGCCCGAAUCCGGGAAAAUUUUGCUUGUGGAAUCCGGAAUCCCAAUAAAUAUUGGAAUCCGGAAUCCAAGUUCACGUGACAAAGACUGGCAUCCAGUACGCGUGUACCAGCAAUCUGAAAAUCUACGGCGUGAAAUCAAGAAUCUAAGACUGUCUUCGAUUCCCUUACACCAUACACGGGUCGAGUUUUCUGGAAAAAAAACUGAGAUCGUUGUUACCACACAUGGAGAUCGCUCAUCGUUCGAACCGCCACACUCCUUUAAUUGCCUCCGGUCUUUCCGGUCCAAAAAGACACCAGGCUAAGAGGCUAAAUAGUGAAAGUGUAUACCUUGUUUACGACUCACGACGCUGAAAACUGAUACCCUGCUCAGCAGCACGUGCACAUACCCGCGGUUAGGCCAAAUAAAAGAGUGCUCCCUCCGGGAGAUUUACCAGCAAAUCGAUUCAUUUUUGAGUGACGAAUGAGCGAUUUGACCAAUGACUUUACUUAACCACUAGUUAAAAAAGACUAGGAAAGCAGUAAAUUAAGCUCGACGUUUUUAAUCCCCAUUAACCCCUUUAAUCCAGUCGUCAUUUAAUCAGUUCACUAGUCUUACCUAUUAAGAGACCCAUUGCCCGGGACCCAUUGGCGUUGUUGACUGAAACGUACAGCAAGGAGGUCGGUACAUUGUAACACACAAACAUAAAUGGUGUCUAGAGAAGAAAAAUAAAUGCUAAGUAAACACUUUUCGAAAACGUAUUUGAAAUACGAUGAGGCACCAUGAUUUUAAGACUAGACAUCAAUGACAAAAAUCGUCUCCGAAAUAUUUUAAACCAUCGGAUAGAACUAUGGCCAAUUGCCGUCUAAUGGGUGAUAAUUGACUUCUACUUGUUUUAUAUUCUUUGCUUCUCAGUUUAGAUUUCUUUUAAAAUAAAUAAUACCAAUAUUCUUGGGGGCAAUUAGAGAGAUAAACCAAGCCAUAAGAAUAAUGGAGAGAGGGAUAAGAUAGUGUUUUGAAUACAAGCUCUGAUGGUUAUGCCAACGUAAUUGGCAAAAUUUUCAAUUGGCACACACAGUUAAUCCCAAGUAAAAAAGAAAAACUUGACUAAUUAGUUCUACUGAGUAUUGUAAUACUGAAGAGCCAUUCAAAAGCUUUUUUAACAGGGCGGUGUCAUGGUUUGUAUUUUGUAUCUAUCUUGGUGGACAUGUUAGGCCAGCAGAAGGUCGAAGCAUUUAACACUAUAAAGAGUGCGACAUUGUAAAGUAAACCGUGGAAUUUUUAACUAUGAGGCUCUAUAUCUUUCAAUGUCCAUACAUUACUGCCAUUGAUGGAGGUUUUCUUUUGUUUUUCAAAGGAAUAUACUUACAACAAUAGAAGGCACUUUUCAGUGAUUACUGCAGCAUUAGUGGCCGAGUAUUUGAGGGGGGAGGGGGUGAUUUGGGUCAAACAAGUACAUAUUUUUUUGUUUUCAAACCUACAACUGUGAUCAAUUUUUUUUCCUUAAUUAUUUGGCGUCAAUGUACGACCAUUACAGUAACUCUUACCAAUUUUUUUAUGCAAUAUUGUAUUCAUUCCACGCCUCUUGGAAGGAUUCUCACCUUCUGAAAUCAACCACCCCUAUCCCCACCCUGAUAAAAGGAAAAUGCUCCCCCUUAACAAAUGUCUUAGUCUGACAUAUGGCAUAGGUUGUUUACUUUACUAAUAAAUCGCGCCAGCGUUAAUUGAUGUAAGCACUCAAAGUUACAAUGAGUACUUUCCAAUGAAAAACUACUACAGUGGAACCCCGCCUUACGACCACCCCGUUUAUAAGACCACCUCGUUAUUACGGCCAUAUUCUUUCAAACCAAACGUAAAAACCAUUGAGUCAUUUUCUUAUUUUGAAGACCCCGUUAAUGCGACCACCUCGUUAUUACGACCAGGAUUUUAUGGCCCAACGGUGGUCGCAUUAACGGGGUUCCACUGUAUGAGAAUAGGCGACAGAAGGCGAUGCUAAGAUGAACAGGAACAAUUUUCCAUCUUUAAGUGAGGAGUUUGUACGUAUGCUCUCGAGAAAUGACAAACACAAUGAAGGCGAGGAAUCUUUUCAAACAAAGAAAGAAUUGUACUCUAUUUAUUUUCAAGAAGCCAAGUUGAGAAGAGAGCUUGACUUUCCAAUCGACGAAGACAAACCAAGUCCUUUUCGAACUUACCAAAGACUAGAUCAUGAACGUGCAGAAAGAAGAAAGUUCUUUUCGUUCAAUGGCCCAACAUUGAGAAGCAGGUCGCUUCCGAGCAUCUGUGACCCUGGUCUUACCACAAAUCGACAACAAUUGCUCCCAGCGACCAAGAGAGAAAUAUCCCAAACAAGAGUAGCUUCAAAGUGGCAAGAAUUAACCCAGAGUUUACAAAGUAUCAAAGAGGGAAACGUCGUUGACCAACGUUCGGGAAAGACAUCUUCUGGCGAUGAUUCUAAAAUCGACGCCAGCCGUCCUGUAACGAGACGAAAGAGCCGGUCGGACGCAAAGAGGAAGGCGCCGCAAAAAUGGAACGUAACUAUACAUAGACGAGUACCGAUAAUAAUUUAG
Messenger RNA from Porites lobata, 8878 nucleotides. Lineage: Eukaryota; Metazoa; Cnidaria; Anthozoa; Scleractinia; Poritidae. The record is from the annotation of a GenBank genome assembly.